GUGGACUCUGAGUUCAGGUUUGAACUCAAAACCUGCUUCUUGAAAUGGGCCCCUGCUGAAAAGAGUUAAUUCAAUCAACUUUAAGUUUUUGCGUCAAAGUAGCUUAUCAAUGUUCGUAUUUAUAUUAUACUAUCACUGAGUUGUGACUUGAUUAAUUGGAGUUUGUUUUAUUUGUAUUUUCUGCCUUUUUCCAUUCAUUACAAAGCCAUAUGCUUUUACUUUGAAACUCCCAGCCGGAAGUCGCUGCGGUUGUUUUGGAACUGACAGCUCUGCGAUUUUCCUUUUCUGUUCUGGGUUUCUCUGCUGUAUUGAUGUGUGAGAAAACAUGGCAGGCUUGGAGGUGUUGUACACCUGUGUGGCAGGUAGCCUGACGUCUCCUCAGGACGCCCUCGUGUGUUUCGUUCACUGGGAAAUGAUCAAAAGCGGAUACAGGUGCAUCGGGUCCGGAGACGAGCCCUGCAGUGGUGACCGGAAGUCAGAGCUGCUGCCUGCAGACUGGAGCAGUAACAAGGAGCUGUACAGUCUGCGCUAUGAAGCUGUGGACUCAGAUGCUAAGGUGCUGCUGAAAGCCAUUGCUGUGGACUCUGCUCUGAUAUUCAACCUGAUGAACUGCAGCACGCAGCAGGUGGCUGACCUAACCGUAAACGUCAAGGAUCAUGUGAACGCAGAUCAUCUGGACACUUUUGACAGGGUUUUCAUAAAUGGAGAGAGUUUGUCAGAGAAGGUGAAGGCUCAGCUGCUCCCUCCUCGAGAAAAGCUGACGGAGAAGAAAGCAGGGAGGAAGAGUCUGCGGGAGGAGGAAGACGAGGCAGAAGGAAGGAGGAGGAGAGAAGAACACGACCCUCUACACAUUCCCAGCAGACAUCCCAGUACGGGAACGCAGCAUCCAUGGUUGGAAAACGCAAAUCCUCAGCCUGAUACCGUAGUUCCACCUUUUGCCGCUGGGGGAGCAGAUCUAGAUCCGUUUGGAUCUCGAGGUGGCGGUGGGAUGAUCGUGGACCCCCUGAGAUCAGGGCGUCCCCGCUCUGGCUUUGAUCCCUCCAGCGGCAUCCCAGACAUUUUGCCCCCAGGAGCCGUGCCCCCAGGUGCUCGCUUCGACCCGUUUGGGCCCGUCGGACGACACAGACCAGGGCCGGAUCCGGGCCACCUGCCCCCCCCGGACUAUGAUGACAUGUUUAUGUAGAGCCCAUCCUGGUUGGUCCUGAAACCUUGACUCGGUUCUGAGCCAGUCACUUUGACAACUAUGUUGUUAGUGUUUUCAUUCUGAGGAACAGAAUGAAAACACUAACAACAUAGUUGUUAGUGUUUUCAUUCUGUGGAACAGAGGAGUCUUCGGGAUGUGAAGCUUGAUAAGUAGAUAAAAGCCAGUUUGUUUUUGGAUCGAAAGAGAAUCUUCUAACCUUCAGGAAAACCUUGUCUUUGUUUUCUGAGCUGAACCUGUUCGUAAACCAGGCAGCUCAGAAAAAACAGAAGAUGUUUUUUUUCCUGACAUGAGCUCCUGGUUGAAUCUAAAAGAGAAAGUGUUGUUAAUAUUUCAAGUUCCUGAUGGAGAAAAGCUGCUUUACCAGCUCAUUCAGGAACAUCAGAAAUAAACUAUUUAAAUCCUGA
Messenger RNA from Oryzias melastigma (Indian medaka), 1608 nucleotides. It is a transcript of the gene psmf1, whose product is annotated as proteasome inhibitor subunit 1. Gene Ontology annotation, biological process: proteasome-mediated ubiquitin-dependent protein catabolic process. Gene Ontology annotation, molecular function: proteasome binding; endopeptidase inhibitor activity. The record is from RefSeq and is a predicted model, not a curated record. Lineage: Eukaryota; Metazoa; Chordata; Actinopteri; Beloniformes; Adrianichthyidae. Bases 326 to 1183 code for a protein of 285 amino acids. The transcript has 7 exons.